AUGCCAGAAUGGUGGAGUUUCGGCUCCCAGGAGACCGACAGCAUCUUCCGCAGCGAGAAGAUGUGCCUGGUGCAGAUUUUUUUGCAGCCGGAGGCAGCCUACGACAUAAUUUCCGUGUUGGGCGAGGUGGGAUGCGUCCGAUUUCGAGACAUCAAUGGAAGCGUCCCCGUCCAGCAGAAAAAGUUCAUCGCGGAGGUGCGUCGCUGCGAUGAGCUGGAGCGGAAGAUCCGAUUUGCCAUGGGAAUCGGUCCCGUGUGGCAGUCGGCAGCCAAUAUGAUCAUCUUCUUCAAUACGUACAAGAUGAAGUUGUCGAUUAUCUUCGCAGUGCUGCAUAUGACCUUUGAUAACUUUGUGCACUUCAAGAACUACUCCGACAUUUUACUGCAGUUCGUGCCGCAGGUGCUCUUCCUGAUGUUCGGCUACAUGUGCUUCAUGAUCUUCUAAAAGUGGGUCAAGUACAGUGCCACCAGCGAUAUCCUGGCCAACACUCCAGGCUGUGCCCCCUCCGUUCUGAUUAUGUUCAUCGACAUGGUGAUGUUCAAGAAGAGGGAGCUGGAGACGACUUUCCUCGCGCUGGCCCUGAUCUGCAUACCCUGGAUCCUGGUCGGUAAGCCACUCUAUAUCAAGUAUAAACGCCGGAACAAGCCUGAGGUGGCCGAGUCCCAGGUGUCGGUCGACCAUAGCGAGGAGGAUGACGAGCCCAUGAGCGAGAUCUGGAUACACCAGGCUAUUCACACCAUCGAGUACAUCCUGAGUACCGUCUCUCACACGGCUUCCUAUCUCCGUCUCUGGGCCCUGUCCUUGGCUCAUUCUCAACUCUCACUGGUGCUGUGGGAAAUGGUGCUGAUGAAAAUACUGUCGUUUCCAUUAGGCUAUGUAGGCUCCAUUGCGAUCUUCCUAGUCUUCGCCAUUUGGGCGUUCUUCACUAUUUCUAUAAUGGUCGUGAUGGAGGGCCUGUCCGCCUUCUUGCACACCCUUGAUCUUCACUGGGUGGAGUUCUUCACGGGAUCCGGAAACCCAUACACGCCUUUUAGCUCCAAAUAUCUGUUGAAACCGGAGGAGGAUGACUAA
Molecule: messenger RNA, 1071 nt
Organism: Drosophila persimilis
Lineage: Eukaryota; Metazoa; Arthropoda; Insecta; Diptera; Drosophilidae
Gene: Vha100-4
Product: V-type proton ATPase 116 kDa subunit a
Biological process (GO): proton transmembrane transport; vacuolar acidification
Cellular component (GO): proton-transporting V-type ATPase, V0 domain; vacuolar proton-transporting V-type ATPase complex; plasma membrane
Molecular function (GO): ATPase binding; proton-transporting ATPase activity, rotational mechanism
Source: RefSeq, a predicted model, not a curated record